CCUGCAGCCGCUGGGAUGCUGCUGGCUCGAGCUGGGGCUGCUACGGGGCGGGCCUCGGCGCAGCUGGCCGCCCUGUCCCAGGUGCUGCGGCUGGAGCGGAGCCGCCGCACCGCGAUCGUGUUCCCGCUGCAGAAGCUGGAGCGAUACCUGGCGCCCGGCACCGACACGGCGCCGUUCCGCCUCUUCCAGCCCGGGCUGGCCGCCCUGCAGCGCUCCGAGGCGCUCUUCAGGUCCGACCAUGGGCACCCCAUCGACUACGUGAGCUCCGCCGUGCGCAUGGACCAUGCCCCGCCGCCCGCUCUGCCCGAGGUGUGCUUCAUCGGCCGAAGCAAUGUGGGGAAAUCAUCUUUAAUCCGGGCCUUGUUUUCACUGGCUCCAGAAGUGGAAGUCAGAGUGUCAAAAACUCCGGGCCACACCAAGAAGAUGAAUUUCUUCAAAGUAGGGAAGUACUUUACUCUGGUGGAUAUGCCAGGAUACGGCUAUCGCGCCCCGCAGGACUUUGUUGAGAUGGUGGAGGCCUAUCUGCAGGAACGGCACAACUUGAAGAGGACUUUCCUAUUAGUUGAUGGUGUAGUUGGACUCCAGAAAACAGAUCACAUUGCAGUAGAGAUGCUGGAAGAGUUUGGGAUUCCUUAUGUGAUGGUGUUAACAAAAAUUGACCGAGCUUCCAGGGGAUUAUUGUUAAAGAAUGUACUGGAGAUCCAGGAGUUUGUAAAGGAGAGCACUCAGGGAUGCUUUCCUCAGCUGUUCCUGGUCAGUUCUGUGGAGUUUUCGGGGAUUCACUUGCUCAGGUGUUUUGUAGCCCAUGUUACUGGAAACCUGCCCACUGUAGAGGCCAGCUGAAAAAACCUGCUGAUCUGCUUGGCUCAUCAGGAACAAAAGUAGGCGCAGCAGGAUGGCAUGCCUUGCUUGCAGACAUUGAGUUGUCCCUGUUCCACAAGGAUGAAGGAAAGAACACAUCUUUUAUGGGAUCUACUUUUCCAUGAGUGUUGGCUUGAAACAGAGUGGAAUAAAAGACUGACAUCUAGAGGAGCCCUGUCCUGCA
Messenger RNA from Vidua chalybeata, 1045 nucleotides. It is a transcript of the gene GTPBP8, whose product is annotated as GTP binding protein 8 (putative). Gene Ontology annotation, cellular component: mitochondrion. The coding region runs from base 16 to 843 and encodes 275 amino acids. NCBI's taxonomy places the organism in Eukaryota, Metazoa, Chordata, Aves, Passeriformes, Viduidae. The transcript has 7 exons. Gene Ontology annotation, molecular function: GTP binding. The record is from RefSeq and is a predicted model, not a curated record.